Molecule: messenger RNA, 1145 nt
Organism: Elaeis guineensis (African oil palm)
Lineage: Eukaryota; Viridiplantae; Streptophyta; Magnoliopsida; Arecales; Arecaceae
Biological process (GO): retrograde transport, endosome to Golgi; Arp2/3 complex-mediated actin nucleation; endocytic recycling
Cellular component (GO): WASH complex; recycling endosome; early endosome
Molecular function (GO): gamma-tubulin binding; alpha-tubulin binding
Source: RefSeq, a predicted model, not a curated record
UUCAACUACCCCAUAGUUGGGUUGGUUUCGGCCUUCUGGGUUCAGCCUCCACCGUCCCCCUCCGUCCGUGCGUCUAAUGUACUAAGAGGAAGCGAAGAAGAAUGCUUCGGGUGUCGGAGGACGAGAACCGGCGGCGCGAGAGCUACGUGGAGAGCUAUCGGCAGCUGGGGCGAUCUCUCCUCGAUCUAGAGCAUGCGGCUGAUCGAAUCUUCGAUGCCAUCUCCCAAAAAACUGCCCAGGAGCGGGAUAUGCUCACCGAAAUCUCUCGGAGGAUUCAAUUAGCCAAAGCUAAGAUCGAUGGCAUAUCUCGUUCAAAGCAAGCGGUGACCAUCACAUCACCAUCACGGUAUCCAUCAAGUUGUAUCAGUGAAAAGGACUUUCAACCUUUAUUUCAGUAUAAGGAUGAAGGAACUGAUCCUGAGUUUCCAACAAAGUUGUUAGUUAAUGGAGGGUUGAAUAGAGAAUUUGGAAUUGAUGGAACCCUAGAGCUUUUUCAAUUUUUUUCGGAAGAAAAUACUGGAUACCCAUCAAAGGAAACCCACUCAAAGGUGGGAGUCAGGCUUGCCCAUCCACAAGAUGAUGUUUUUAUAGAGAAUCUUUUUGAAACAUCAAAAUUAAUUGACAAGAGCUCAUUGGCAGUGGAUGCCUCAGACUCCAUGCUGGUCCCUAAGAAGGAAGAGCUACCUCCUCCGCCACCCAGUUUGCUUCUAAAUAAUUUUCGAUCGCUUAAGAAAUCAGAAGAUUUCAAAUUUGUAUCUACCGUUGAACCAUCGCAUGCUGUCAAGCUCUCAAGUACAAAGGAUGUCCAUACUGAUCCUGCUGUGGUUUCUGACACAACUAUGAGUGGGGAGUAGUCUGAUAAUUCUCUCCAACGACCUCAAUGUUUGUACAUCGUCCUUGGAUAUCUUCAAGUGAUAUGUAAUUGUAGAAAUUGCAUAACAGUGAAAAUAAGCCUUGAAAUUUCUGAUUUUAAUAAUUUUUGUUGAAAUGGUUUAUGUAUAAUCCUGAUUUGUGAUGCACAAAGGAGUUUACUAAAUAGAGGAAAUGUAUGUAAUGGACCAUGAAUGAGAUUGAAAUUUGUGAAGAUGGAAGCUUAUCUGUCUUUCUCAACAUUUUAGUUUAUUCAAAAGCAGUUCCAUUGGAUU